AUGGAAGCACAUUAGACCAACCGUUAUAUGUCUGACGCACAAGCGAGUCAAUUUUUGCUGUUGUUCAUACGGUAGAAUUUACUAACUAUCUAACUACUAGAUACUAUUAGUCUAGUUGAGACAUUGUGAGUAUGCAUGCUAAUUGGCACAGUUUUGAAUCGUAACGGAGCAUGAAGGAAAAAAGACAGAGUACGCGGAUCGCGUCAGAUUACUGGAAAAGCUGCAAUCUCUUUUUAAAAAUUCGCGUUUUCAAUCGAUUUUCAAAUUUUACAUUCCUGUUCCAGGGUCUCUCGUUUUUCGAUUUUUGCCAGGAACCUGAGUCCUACUUCAUAAGCAAGCUAUUUUAGUUUGAUGACAUGUGGCGUUCGAGUUGCCGUGACUGAUAUAACGUUCUGUAUUUUGUCCUCUCAGCUUCUUAAUGGACCCUAAAGAAUGCAGUGUAAUAGAUUUACAUUACCUAAGACUGGAGCAAUGUCUUGAGCCAUCCAAACUAUUACGCUACCUUAAAACCGUUGGUGUUCUUGACGAUGACGAUGUAGAGACGAUUCGAGAAAAGAACAAGUCAAGAGAAGCACAAGUGGCGACAUUUGUAGAUAUUAUAAAGAGAAGAGAAAACGGGUUUAGGCGGUUACUACAAGCUUUGCUGAAGUCCAAAGUGCAGGCUUUCUUGGCAAGAGAGCUGCUUCAAGAUGAUGUUUACAACGAAGAAGGUUUGGUGGCUAUUUUUAUUCUAUUGAUUUUGCCUUGAAUUGCGCCAGGAUUUCGUAAUCGAUGAAAACUGUUUAUGAUAUUUCCAAGGUGUUAAGGUUUUUUUCCGGUUUUUUUAUGCUUUCAUUAGAUGACCACUUCACGCGUCGUGACUUGCACCUAAAACUUUCUCUUCGAAAGCAACUCCAACGUAUUUACUGCAUAGUUAUUAAUCGACUUUCCCUUCUAUUCCUUUCUUUGGUGAAUACGGUGUCUUGAAACUUACAUUCCAAAAUAUUUAAUUUGAAUUAAGUUCCACAUCGUGAAGAAACUUAUUGAUUAGUGUCAGUUUUUGUGUUAUUUCUGACGUUAGGGAACUCGACCGGAAAUCAAAACGUGAGAUAAACAACCAUCAGAAACUAAGGUCGCCAGAAAUUAGAAACCUAAUAUUUUUAUAAAAUGGGUUUCAAUAUAAAGUCAGUAGUAUCUCAUCUAAAGGUAUAAACAGCUUUAUUUCUCAGCACUUAAAAAUAUGGCUAUUUCUUCAUUUAAGAAGCAAUACUGACAAAUAAUUUUAUGCAGUGCUAUAUUUCUCGAUUACAUCUCUUGCUUUCAGAACACGCAAUCGAGAUUCUGUUUCCAUUUCCGGCACAAAACCACAUCCUUGCCAAAAUCCACAAUGCGAGAGAGAGACCUCUAUUUAUUUCCUGCAGGACCAACUGUAACCAUGUUUGUACAUUAGAUCAGUCACACUAUAACCCAUUUUAUUAUCACUCCUAAGUCCCAUUUUUUACCAUCAUUCUACAGAUUGAGAGAGACGACAGAGGGUGUUUUUUUUAGUUGACUUCAAGUGGCUUUUUCAGUGUCCGUCCACAGUAUAAUAUUCGUGACUUUAAGGAAGAGCAAUUCGUUUUAAAUUUUUACCAACAUUUAUGCCACGUACGCCAUGCUCAAAAAUUAUUUUUAUGCCCAAUAGGAAGACAGAUCGGCCUAUAUUACAAUUUUAACCUCGCGUAGAUGAAUCCGUGAAUGAAGUCUUAAUAUAUUUUGUCAUCCUAAAGGUCACUCGAAUAAACCAAGCAGAGCUUUCUUAUGAGAGGGAUAAUCUUUUGAGAUAAUCCUUAGGGUUGACGUCCAUAUAUUUUUAAGGUGGUUACUUUUCCUUUUGAUAAUGGAAGGCACCGUAUGCGUAUAUUUUGCCUUCAUUCAAUAGUUGCCUUGUGUCUUCUAGCCGCUUUUAGGGUAAUUUCCUUAAUUUUCUUCGACUGAGUACUGUACACUGCAGUUAUUUGUGUACAGUAGUCUAAGGAACCCCUCGUAUCUAAGGUUCAGCAACGCAGAAAUAACCCUGUUUGUUGUUGCUAUUUGCAGAAAUUAGCGCCAUGUUAUCAGAGCUAGAGAACGACCUUGACGAAACACAGUCCUUGAAAUUGAGGCUCAUUGAAGAGGAGAAACGCCACAGGUAUACCAAGAAGGAACUGGAAGAAAUCAGGCGAAGUUCUAUAGUGUUCAGCGACUCCAGCAGCUCGGGACUUUUUCCCGAUUAUGACUCGAAUCCAAGUGAUGAAAGCGAGGCUGAGGUAGAGAAGGAACAACCGCAAGGAAGUCAUGAGAGUUUUGCGCUAAUGCUCACAGAUAAUGAAGAAUUCGAAUGGGAACAUGAAGAUGGUUGGCGGAAGUUUGGAAGCGCUGAUGGCCUGGAUACUUUGUGUCGUAGAAAGAUUCAAAAUGGGUUAUUUGAUGAGCCCCUAAGGAAGAGCUCUUCCCUCGGAAGACUGAAUGGAAAACAGCAAAGGUCUAGAUUGGCGGAGCGGAGCAAUAAAAAAUGCCUACAACAAAGGAAGAAUUCUCAUGACUCACCAGACAAAGGAAAAAGGGACGAAAAAGAGAGAAAAUCACUUGAAGAAAAGGUGGCUGUUCUACAGAAGCAGCUUCAAGAUGAAAAGAGAAGACGCGACAUUUCCGAGCGUGAAGUUGCUAAACUUCAGUUAGAGAAAGAAGACCUGUGUAUAGAACUAGAGGAUACACGAGAACAAUUGAGGGAAAGUCAAUUAAAUUUGUUCUUUGAAGAUGAUAAUGAGGAGCCGGAACUAUGCUUUGACCAAAGCGCCGACGAAAAUGAGUCUUUAGGAUUUUAUGGCGCGAAGACGAAAGAUGGCACCGUAUUAAUUGAUAGGAGAAGACAAUGUUCACCGAGUGAUAAUGCAACGACCUCCACAUAUCGAAGCUCACCCUGCUUAGACAAGNGGGACGAAAAAGAGAGAAAAUCACUUGAAGAAAAGGUGGCUGUUCUACAGAAGCAGCUUCAAGAUGAAAAGAGAAGACGCGACAUUUCCGAGCGUGAAGUUGCUAAACUUCAGUUAGAGAAAGAAGACCUGUGUAUAGAACUAGAGGAUACACGAGAACAAUUGAGGGAAAGUCAAUUAAAUUUGUUCUUUGAAGAUGAUAAUGAGGAGCCGGAACUAUGCUUUGACCAAAGCGCCGACGAAAAUGAGUCUUUAGGAUUUUAUGGCGCGAAGACGAAAGAUGGCACCGUAUUAAUUGAUAGGAGAAGACAAUGUUCACCGAGUGAUAAUGCAACGACCUCCACAUAUCGAAGCUCACCCUGCUUAGACAAGCUUCAGGUCCAAACCGAGCACUUGAGUAGAGGACGGCUGACCGCAAGCUGGAAAAGUCUGAAUGCUCAUUACUAUGAGCUCGACGAAUAUGACGACGAAAUUAACGUUGAACUGGACGCUAGUAACGUACUAGACACUCUGCGCAGACUAAAAAUCCAUACCAACGCUUUGUACAAUGAUGUAUUAAACGAAAGAGAUGAACUACGGUACCUAAAAGGAAUUGCUUCUAGAAUGCAAUCAAGAUGA
Molecule: messenger RNA, 3551 nt
Organism: Porites evermanni
Lineage: Eukaryota; Metazoa; Cnidaria; Anthozoa; Scleractinia; Poritidae
Source: the annotation of a GenBank genome assembly